This is a messenger RNA of Elgaria multicarinata webbii, 1126 nucleotides long. RefSeq lists its product as uncharacterized. The transcript is spliced from 2 exons. The record is from RefSeq and is a predicted model, not a curated record. Gene Ontology annotation, biological process: regulation of autophagy. The coding region runs from base 97 to 1068 and encodes 323 amino acids. Gene Ontology annotation, cellular component: mitochondrion. NCBI's taxonomy places the organism in Eukaryota, Metazoa, Chordata, Lepidosauria, Squamata, Anguidae.
UAUUCAGUGCCGGAAUCAAGGAGAACAGGCAGGAGAAACGCUCAGCUGGGAGGCUUGGAAACUGUCAAGCUGUACCUGCAACAAACAUACUCAGACAUGGCUCCUCGAAUAAGACUGAACUUAGCAAAACCUCUUCCAACCAUCAGUGAAGCCUUUGAGGAUAUUAUAGAAGACAUAACUAGCAACACAAAGGGUUUGGGGAAUGUUUACCUGAGCCAAGAUUCUUGUUCUGGUGAAGACUACCUACAGUCUAUCUGCCACCUGUCAAGACCUACCUUUCCAAUUCCACCAGAAAGUAAGUGUAAAGUCCAAGACAUGGACAAACCAGGGAUGCCGCACAAUAGUCACAGGGUCCUAAACUUGCCUGAGACACCAAAAUUGAUUUCCAGAUAUACCCUUCCUAAUAUUAUGUCAUUAGAAAGAAGUAGCUUUAUUCUGGAUUGUAUCAAAACUUACUCCAGCUCUAGGGUGGACCCACUAGAAGAGCUGUAUACAGAAUCUCAGAAGAUUCAGUGGAGAAGAUGUCCUAAUUGCAGUGAGCACAGUGGUAUUGACUAUUCACAGCACAACGUUCAUAGCACCAGUCUGUUUCUACCUCAAGAAAAAGCUAUGGCGAAACAAGACAUUGUCAGCUUCCCCAGGCUUCCCUCCCCAAGACCGCUGCAAAGAGAAAAUAGCUGUCCAGAGCUAAAAUGUCUGAAAAACCAAGGCAGGGUGCCAACUCUGGAAAGUAGUUCAAAUGAGGAAGAAAACAACCCCCUCCUCGUGAAUAGUAAAUCGAUCUGGCUGCACUCCCCAAGAGGAAUGCCUCUGAGUGCCAAGAUUUUGAGUUCUUCGCAAAGAGGACAGCAGACUCUGAAGACAGUGGCCUGCCCUGAAAGAGAGCGACUGAGGCCUUCCAUUAAUAAUCUAAAGGUGAAGGAAGAGGCAAGUAACCAAGAAGGCUGCGUGGGCUACUUCCACGUGGAUCAAAAAACCAUGAGCCGUGGCUGGAUUUCACAAUACCAAAGUGCUUGGAAAAAAGCCAAGGUGAGAGCUUGCCUUCUCCCUGCCAUUGCAGAAUCAUGAAUUGCUAUUUUAUUUGAAGAAAAUGUUGAUGGCAGAUUUUCCUCCUACUUUGAAUGCA